Molecule: messenger RNA, 1720 nt
Organism: Morus notabilis
Lineage: Eukaryota; Viridiplantae; Streptophyta; Magnoliopsida; Rosales; Moraceae
Product: transcription factor MYB97
Exons: 3
Coding region: 258-1613 (451 amino acids)
Source: RefSeq, a predicted model, not a curated record
UGUUAUUAUUAAUUAUUAACAAGUGAAAAGGAAAAAAAGAAAAAGAGAGAGAAGAGAUAGAGAGAUGGUGAGGGGGAGAGGCAGGGAAAAUUAAGGAAAAGAAUGUGAAAAUAAAAAAAAUAUUUAUAUAUUUGCAGAAAAAGCAACAGGGGCCCACCCGAAACAAGCAAAAGCAACAAACAACGUUGUUUUAUUUUUUUUAUAUAUAUCUUUUUUGGGUUUUAUUAAUUGUGUUGUGUCGUCUAUUGGGGGUGGGUAUGAUCGGGAACAGCGGCGGAGCAGGGAGCGAGGGUGGAGCGUCGGGAUCGAACGGUGAGGGGGCGUUGAAGAAGGGGCCAUGGACGGCGACGGAGGACCAGGUUUUGAUAGAGUACGUGAGGGCGCACGGGGAGGGGAACUGGAACGCGGUUCAGAAGCAUUCUGGGCUGAACCGGUGCGGCAAGAGCUGUAGGCUCCGGUGGGCCAACCAUCUGAGGCCCAAUUUGAAGAAAGGGGCUUUCACGCCUGAUGAGGAGAGGCUCAUUCUUGAACUCCAUGCCAAGUAUGGCAACAAAUGGGCUCGCAUGGCGGCCCAGUUACCUGGAAGAACAGACAACGAAAUCAAGAACUAUUGGAACACAAGAGUGAAGAGACGCAAACGCCAAGGCCUACCUCUUUAUCCGAGUGAUAUUCAGCUAUCUCAGAACAACCCCACAACCCCACCAAGCAAUUCAAUCACACCAACAACCCCCACAACUCCCACUUUUCCAUUCCAAAACCACUCCCCAAUCCCAUUCUCCCCAACCCCACCACCACACUCCCCCUUAUCCUCUCCACUCCAAUCCAACCCGACCUUAACCUCUCCCCACCUCUUUGAGCCCCACUCCUACCCUUUCUCAAGCUCUUUCACCUUCCACCGCCCCGUCCCCGUCCUUGGGACCCCGCUCCGUUUCAAGUCCUAUCCGCAAUGCUCCUCUUCCGUGCCGCCCACGCAGUUGAGUGACGCCUCCUGUUUUCAGUUUCCGAUGAGUUUUAACCCCCCUGCUUUGUCGCAAUCCGUCGGAUCCCAGUUCGAGUCUGGCCCGAUGUGUUCGGUCAAGUCGGAGCUCCCUUCAAGCCAAUUCCCCCAAAUGCUGCAGCGGCAGCAGCAGCAGCAGCAGCAGCCCCCGAUUGCGGGUGAUGACAAAGGGGAGCAGCAGCAGCAGCAGCAGCCCCAGAUUGCGUGUGAUGACAAGGUGACUACGAGCGAGAAGAAUAGCGGAUUGUUGGAGGACCUUUUGGAGAACCUGUUGGAGGAAGCUCAGAGGUCUGUUGAGAGCUCUUCAGAAGUGGUGGCAAAGGAAGAGCCUAAAGAGCAGAUGAAUUCCUUGCCAGAAGACCUGUCGAAGCUGUUAAAUUUUUCCCCCAACACCCUGCAACAUGUCCCGCAUUGGUACAGCGAUAGCGGGGAAAUCCCCAGCAGUCAAUCCUUAGGUGUAACGAACGAUAAUAAUCUUAGUCUCGACAUGCAACAUUUAGCUUCAUUCUUCCCUGUCGCAGCCUCUGCAACAACAUCAGAAUAUGCCCAAAGUCAAACCCCUGCCUCUUGGGACACCUUUCCUGGUAUUUGCAAAGGGUGGUUCAAACAUACAUGAAUGUCAAACCGAAUAUAUUUUAAUGAAAUAAAUUGAAUUGUUUUGUUCUUUUGAGUAGUACUGAGGUGGUAUGUUUUGUUUGAUCUUUCUCUCAAUUUAGUGUUGAU